AUGAUUCUGAUGGCCAAGUACGAGACGCAUCGUGUCGACUACCUAGUGCACGCCGAAGAUCUCGCACAUUUUGCGCAGGCAAUCGAGAUGGAAGCUCAACCGGGACGCUUCUUUGGAAAGGAGGUUGUCGCCCACGUGGAUGAGUCCACACCGCGAAAGGAAACGCGUACCUGCUAUGGAUGUGGCAAGAUGGGACAUGUUAAAGCCGACUGUCGUAGCAGGAGGACUAGCGACAAGAACAGCAGCCGUCGCGGUAAGAGUGGUGGCAACAUUGUACUUGCGAUUGGCGAAGGCAUCAGCAAGAAGGGCAAGCGUCAUGCCAAGUGUAAUCUGACACUGGCAAUUAGCAAUGACAGUGACGAAGAAAGCGACGACUGGAUUCUAGACAGUGGAUCCAGUCGCCAACUCGUCAACAACGCGUCUCUACUACAAGGCGUGCGAGACUGCGAGCACGAGUGCCACCUAGCCGACGGCGAGAUUAUCAAGCUGUCGCGCGUCGGUAGCGUUGUACUGACUGUGAAAGCAGAAGGACAUGAGCGAGAUGUGACUCUGACGGAGGUCUACCUCGCACCGGAUCUAUCGAGAAAUAUCAUGUCGUACGGCAAGCUUGAGCGCAAGGGUUUAGGACUUGUUUACGACGGUACGAAGCGCGCACUUGCGAGACGCAGCAAUGGGGAAGUCGUGUUCGACAUAAAAAUGGAAAACAACGUACUAUACGUUGAGACAGUGGCACCGACACGCGCUGGGACACCACACGAUGUGCUGAUGGCGAUCCUAACUCAAAAUUCGAUGGAUGUACCAGCCAUGGAUGUCCAGAUUGGCUCGCUCUAUAAUUUUCACCAGCGUCUGGGUCACUUGGCAUACGACACGGUCGAGCGCAUGGCAAGCGAUCCAGAGUCCAGCAUAACACUCACAGAUCGUGCGAGGCCGACGUGCAUUUCGUGCGCCCAAGGCAAGCAGACGAAGAACGCACAGUCGCGUAAGGACACGGGUGCUUACUCACCUAUUGACCGCAUUGGUGGCGUCAUUUGUUCCGAUCUCAAGGGUCCGAUGACCCCCAAGGACCGGCUCGGAAACCGGUACCUCGUCAAUUUUGUGGACCAUAAGUCCAAUUACUGUCGCGUCUUCCUCGCUCCAACGAAGGACAAGGCCGCGAAGAAGUUCAAACACUUCUUCGCAUUCUUCGAGCGCCAGUUUGAGUGCCGCAUCCACGUGCUAAGGACGGACGGUGGUGCCGAGUACGCGAAUGUCGACCUCUUCUGUAAGUCGACUGGUGUCGCAAGACAGGUCAGCGAGGCACGCAACCAGGCAUCGAACGGCAAAGCUGAGCGCAUGCACCGAGCGGUGUUAAACAUGGCGCGGUCGAUGAUCUUUGCGAGUCGACUUCCCGUGUCAUUCUGGGGUGAUGCGGUCGAAUAUGCGGCGUACAUUCUCAACCGCAGCCCGACAAGUGCGAACGCGAAGCGAGCGUCUCCAUUGGAAGUGCUGACAAAGCACGCGCCUGACUUGCGAGACAUAGUAGCAUUUGGCUUUGUUUGCUCUGUCUACCGCGAUCCACGCAAGAACUCUCUGGCGAGGCGAUCGCAAGUCGGCAUCAUCAUCGGACGCAGCGAUGAAACCAAGGGCUACAGAGUGUUCCUUCAGAAGGAAAACAAGGUUACUGUCACGCAGCACGUGAAGGAUAUUGAGACGCUCAGCAAGGCACAGAACAAUCAGUUACAGAGGGCGCUUGGCUACGAGGAUCAAGUAGGUGCGACAUCAACAGAAACAGAGACGGCGACCCUGAUGUCGGCAGACCCAGCUCCGACAUUGAAAAUACACAGAGGAAAGAAAAAAUCGAAGUCAUGGACGCGUGCAGCACACAGGACGCGCAGCGCGGCGAAGCGUUCGCAGGCAUCUGGGGUUCAGGAGGAGCCAUCACAAGACGAAAGUGUGGUGGCGUACGUAUUUGAGAGAGACCCCAACAAUUAUGGGGAAGCGAUACGCAGCAGCAAACGCGAAGGCUGGGAGUAA
Molecule: messenger RNA, 2013 nt
Organism: Peronospora matthiolae
Lineage: Eukaryota; Oomycota; Peronosporomycetes; Peronosporales; Peronosporaceae
Source: the annotation of a GenBank genome assembly